GGAUUUUUUUUUUUAACGGGCUCCUAUCGAGAGAUAGGAUAUUUCCGAUAUCACCUGAAGGCAGCAACAGUAUGCAACCCCACCUGAGCCGCUGUGGAGGAGAGGAGCGAGGCAGAACCAUAGCCUACAGCUCUACUGUAUCAAGCCACCAAGUGUGAUGACUGUGAGCGGAUCGGCAGCAGAAAGCUGUGGACUGCAGAGGAAAUAAGAGGACGGAUUCUCACAAACAGAAGCCUCCAUCAUCUAAGAGAUGAUCGCAAGAAAUCAUUUACCAACAACUGCCAGGAUUUAUGUGAAGUGAAGUUUGGAGCCGGCGAUCACCCAGCUGGUCUGGUGGUUCUGUGAAGAUCACGGUACGAUAAUGGGGAAGCACUUGGUUUCGCUGCUCGUGCUGCUCCUGCAGCUCCUCUGUGGCUGCGCAGGGAACCAAAGGACGACGAGGGCCGCCUCCAUGCAAUUCACCCACUCUGUUUACAACGCCACCAUAUACGAGAACUCUGCUGCUAAGACUUACUUAGAAAGUCACACCAAGAUGGGGAUCUAUAUCACGGAGCCAUCCUGGGAGAUACGGUACAAAAUCAUCUCUGGAGACAAUGAGAACUUAUUCAAAGCAGAGGACUACCUGCUGGGAGAUUUCAGUUUUUUGCGAAUAAGGACCAAAGGAGGCAGCACUGCCAUUCUGAACCGGGAGGUUAAAGACCACUACAUGCUGACUGUUAAGGCGUCAGAGAGGAGCACUAACUUUGAGUGUCGCACCAAAGUGAAGGUGCAGGUACUGGACACCAAUGAUCUGAGGCCUCUCUUCUCCCCGACCUCCUACAGCAUCUCUCUGCCGGAGAACACGGCCAUACGCACCAGCGUGGCCAAGGUCACGGCGACGGAUGCUGACAUCGGUACGAACGGAGAGUACUACUACAGUUUCAGGGACUGGACGGACAUGUUUGCAGUUCAUCCAACGAGUGGUGUGGUGACGCUGACCGGCAAACUAGACUUCUCUGAGACCAAGCUGUACGAGUUGGAGAUUCUGGCGGUGGACCGAGGAAUGAAGCUGUACGGCAGCAGUGGCUUCAGUAGCAUGGCCAAACUCACAGUUAGAGUGGAGCAGGCCAACGAGCACGCACCUGUAAUCACUGCUGUGACUUUGGCCCCCUCUGAUGCAGACCAUGACCCCACCUACGCCAUUGUGACUGUGGAGGAUGGCGACCAGGGACCAAAUGGAGAGAUAGCAUCCUUGAGCAUCGUGGCCGGUGACCCUUUACAGCAGUUCAAGGCUGUGAGGAGCAGCCCCGGGAGCAAGGAGUAUAAAAUAAAAGCGGUCAAAGAUGUAGACUGGGACAGCCAGCCAUUUGGAUAUAACCUCACUUUACAGGCGAAGGACAAAGGCAGCCCCCCUCAAUUUUCAUCUGCUAAAUUGGUACAUGUCACUUCUGCACAGUUCAAAGUGGGGCCUCCUAUAUUUGAAAAGGCAGUUUACAGAGUCAAUCUGAGUGAAUUUGCCCCUCUUCUUACACCUGUCACUAUGGUAACAGCUGUGCCAAAGUACCCACAGAUAAAGUACGCCUUCAGACACAAAUCUGACAAGAACAGAUUUACUAUCAAUCCAGAUACUGGCUUAAUCAGCACCGCAGGACCAAUCAAUGCUGAUUUUGCGCCCCGAUUUGAGCUAGACGUGAUCACCAGUGACAAAAAGGCAGCAACUAGAGUGAUUGUUAAUGUGAUUGAUGUGAAUAACAAUGCACCUGAGUUCCAGCAGACAUCCUACAAGGCCACUGUUGAUGAGAAUGUGCCCAUAGGGACCAGUGUGCUCACGGUUAAAGCCACUGAUCUCGAUAAAGGCGAGAACGGCUACGUGACCUACAGCAUCACCAACGUGAGCCCUCAACCGUUUGUCAUCGACUACUUCUCUGGUGUCGUCAGCACCUCGGAGGUCUUAGAUUAUGAGCUCAUGCCGAGGAUUUAUUACCUCAAAGUCAGGGCGUCAGAUUGGGGAUCCCCUUACCGGAGAGAGGUGGAGGCAUCAGUCACCGUCACGUUAAAUAACCUGAAUGACAACAAACCCCUGUUUGAGAAUGUGGACUGUGAAGUGACUGUGCCGAGAGAUCACGGCGAGGGAGAGCAGAUAACUACCGUGUCCGCCAUAGACGCAGAUGAGCUGCAGCUGGUACGGUACCAUAUUAAAGCUGGGAAUGAUCUGGAUCUGUUUGAACUGAACCCAAACUCUGGCGUGCUCUCACUGAAGCACACGCUGAGUGAAGGGGAGGCAGCUAAAGUGUCCUUUCAUAGUUUACAAGUCAUCGCGACGGACGGCGAGCACGAGACUCGGCCGAUGUUCAUGAACAUAACUGUCAUCACGGCGCGCAAGCCCGUCCAGUUAAAAUGUGUGGAGACUGGUGUCGCUACCAUGUUGGCUGAGAAGCUGCUCCAGGGCAGCAAAAUCACGCAAACUGAGCCGGAUGACAAUUUUAUGGACUUUCACUCAGUGAACCGCUUCACUCCUCAGUUUUCUGAGUCUUUUCCCAGCGUUAUUGAAGUGAAAGAGGACCUGCCGGUCGGGGCUCGGAUCGUCCAUUUGAGCGCCACGGACUCCGAUAGUGGCUUCAAUGGGAAACUAGUGUACGUUAUCUCAGGAGGAGACACAGAAAGCCGCUUCAUAGUUGAUAUGGAGACCGGUUGGCUCUUGGUUUAUGCUCCACUCGACAGAGAAACAACAGACCAGUACACCCUCAACAUUACAGUUUAUGACCUUGGCAUACCACAGAAAUCCUCAUCACGCCUCCUGGGUGUUAAGAUCCUUGAUGCCAACGAUAACAGCCCCCAAUUUUUGCAGGACGCAUAUUCAGUUGACAUAAGCGAGAGCACACCUGUCGGGACGGAAAUCAUCCAGGUGGAUUCGACCGACAGGGAUCAAGGGGAUAAUGGGGUUGUGAAGUAUUCAAUUUUGGGAGGCACGGAUCAUUUCACGAUCCAUGAAGAGACCGGCGUUGUGACUGUGACGAAGCCGUUGGAUCGUGAGCUGCACCCGGUUUACGUCUUGAAGAUCGCGGCACGUGACCAGGCAGCGAAUGAGCCUCAGUUGGUGUCCACAGUGCCACUUAAAAUCACCUUGGAGGACGUGAACGAUAAUCCACCUAAAUUUGUUCCCCCUAACUAUCGUGUAAAGGUGAGGGAGGACCUCCCUAUCGGUACUGUCGUCAUGUGGCUGGAGGCCCACGACCCGGAUAUCGGACCUUCCAGUCAGGUACGAUACAGCCUCAUUGAUAACGGAGACGGGAAUUUUGAGGUGGACAAACUCAGCGGCGCUGUGCGGAUCGUGCAGAAUCUAGAUUACGAGACGAGACAGGUCUACAACCUGACGGCCAAAGCUAAAGACAAAGGGAAGCCCAUGUCCUUGUCGUCAACCUGUUUCAUUGAAGUGGACGUUGUGGAUGUGAAUGAGAAUCUCUACAGGCCUUUGUUCCGAUCGUUUGUGGAAAAGGGAUUUAUAAAAGAGGACGCACUUGUUGGAACUUCGGUCAUGACUGUAUCCGCUGAAGAUGAAGACAAAGAACGAGACGGAGAGAUCAGAUACUCCAUACGAGAUGGAUCUGGCCUGGGGAUAUUUACCAUCGACGAGGAAACCGGUAUCAUCCGAACGCAGGAACUGUUGGAUCACGAGACGACGUCUCACUACUGGCUCACGGUCUACGCCAUGGAUCGCGGCGUGGUGCCGCUGUCUGCCUUCGUCGAGGUCUACAUCGAGGUGCAGGACGUCAAUGACAACGCGCCGCAAACCUCCGAACCCGUCUACUACCCAUCCGUCAUGGAGAACUCCCCUAAAGAUGUGUCAAUCAUCCAGAUAAAUGCGGUCGAUCCAGACGCCAAGGCCAGUGAUAAACUCACCUACAGGAUCACCAGCGGCAAUCCCCAGGGGUUCUUCGCCGUUAAUGCCAAGACAGGUCUGGUGACAACUACUUCAAGAAAGCUGGACAGGGAGCAACAAGACGAGCACAUUCUGGAGAUCACAGUCACAGACCACGGCGUCCCUGCCAAGUCCACCACUGUCCGCGUCAUCGUCCGGGUCCUGGACGAGAACGACAACAGGCCGUUGUUCCUGGAGAAGAUCUAUAAGAUAAAGCUUCCAGAGCGGGAGAGGCCGGAGAGAGAGCGAGCCACGAAGAGAGACCCGGUGUAUCGGGUCAUCGCCUCAGACCGUGAUGAGGGACCCAACGCUGAGAUCUCUUACAGCAUCGAAGAGGGAGACGAAAACGGAAAGUUCUUUAUCGAGCCCAAGACCGGCCUGGUGUCCUCCAAGAAGUUCUCGUCUGCCGGAGAGUACGACAUCCUCACAAUUAAAGCUGUCGACAAUGGACGUCCUCAGAAAUCCUCCACUUGUCGUCUGCACAUCGAGUGGAUUCCCAAACCCGAGCUGCCGGCUGAUGCGGCUCCUCUGCUUUUCGAGGAGUCCCCCUUCACCUUUUCUGUAAUGGAAAGCGACCCUGUGGCGCACAUGGUGGGGGUAGUCGCCACAGAGUCCUCUGAUGUUCCCGUGUGGUUUGAAAUCACAGACGGCAUAGAGGAUUCUGAGAUGUUUUACAUCCUUCAGAUGGCUUGUGACCACAACUGUACAGCAGAAGGUGGUAAUUAUGACAGCCGCUUUGACGUGGGCAAGGCCAGUGGAACCUUGAUUGUCGCUCGGCCCCUGGAUACCGAGCAGAAAUCAAAUUACAACCUGACGGUGGAAGCCACAGAUGGGACACGAACUGUCAGCACCCAGGUGCUGAUCCGUGUCAUUGACACCAACAACCACCGGCCACAGUUCUCUCAGCAGGUGUACGAGGUGAACGUCCCUGAAGACAAACCUGCAGGGACCGAAGUCCUGCAGAUCAGCGCAGUGGACAGAGAUGAAAAGAACAAACUGACCUUUACCCUCCUGAGCAGCACUGAUCCCUUCAGCCUCAGGAAGUUCCGCCUGGACCCGGGAACAGGCGUCCUGUACACGGCCGAGCGGCUGGACCACGAGACGAUGCACCGUCACAUCCUCACCGUCAUGGUCCGGGACCAGGACAUCCCAGUGAAGAGGAACCUUGUGCGUGUUAUCGUCAACGUGGAUGACACCAACGACAACGCGCCCUGGUUUAUAGGCCUGCCGUACUCAGGCCGUGUGUUUGAAUCUGCAGCCAUCGGCUCGGCUGUGCUGCAGGUCACAGCUCUCGACAAAGACAAGGGCGACAACGCAGAGAUCGUCUACAGCAUCGAAUCAGGAAAUGUUGCAAACUCAUUUGCCAUCGACCCUGUGCUCGGGACAAUUACAGUUGCCAAAGAGCUCGAUCGCAGCAGCAAGACCCUGUUUGAACUCACCGUUAAGGCAUCGGAUAAUGGAAUACCUCCACUGUCAACUACAGCCACUGUGCACAUUGUGGUAACAGUUUCUGACAAUGCAGCCCCUAAAUUCACUGAAAAGGACGUCUCAGCAGAAGUCAGUGAAUCAGUCCAUCCUGGAAGCUUUGUGAGUUUGGUCACAGCUGACAGCCAGUCGUCUGUUUUCUAUCAAAUAAAAGGUGGCAACAUCAACAACGCAUUUGAUAUAAACCCCAACUCUGGAGUGGUUGUAACCCAGAAAGCUUUAGACUAUGAGACCACCCCUCAGUACAAGCUCAUCGUACAGGGCACCAACAUGGCCGGACUUUCCAGCAACGCAAGUCUUCUGAUUCACCUGAAGGAUGAAAAUGACAACGCUCCAGUUUUCCUUCAGAAGGAAUUCAAAGGAGUAAUCAGCGAGUCGUCCCCCGUCAACAGUGUCGUUCUGACCCGUGAAAACACUCCUUUCGUUAUCCGCGCCUCCGAUGCCGAUUGCGACCAGAAUGCCAUGCUCAUCUACCAAAUCGUCGAACCGUUUGCACACAACUAUUUCGCCAUCGACUCGAGCACCGGAGCCAUCAGGAUCACGACAGGUUUGGAUUACGAACAGAGAAGCGUUUUCCGAUUCACAGUCCAGGUUCAUGAUCUGGGAAUGCCACGCCUGUUUGCAGAGACGGCUGCCAAUGUGACCAUUGAAGUAAUUGAUGUUAAUGACUGUCCGCCAGUUUUUAGCCAAGAACUGUAUGAGAAGACUGUCAUAGUGCCAACAUACAAAGGGGUGGAAGUCAUCAAAGUCAACGCUACAGACUCAGACUCUGGGCCCAACUCCAAACUUCUAUUCUCCAUAUCUGAGGGAAACAUUGGUGAUAAAUUUAAAAUAGAUCCCAUCACGGGCAUAAUCUCCGUUCAUAAUGUCUCACAGCUCAGGAGCAGAUAUGAAUUAAAGGUCAGGGUUUCUGAUGGUAGGUUUGCCUCUGUUGCUACAGUCAAGAUAAAUGUUAAGGAAAAUAAGGAGAGUAAGCUGAAGUUCACCAGGGAGUCCUACAAAGCCUACGUCCAAGAAAACUCAUCCGAGAAGAAAACACUUGCCGUCAUUGCUGCUGUGGGGAACCAGGUGAACGAACCCUUGUUUUACAAAAUACUGAAUCCUGACAGCAGGUUUGAAAUCAGCCGCACAUCUGGUGUACUCUCAACCACUGGAAUUCCCUUUGAUCGUGAGGUGCAGGACAGAUUUGACAUCGUUGUUGAGGUCACCAGAGAGGACAAAUCUGAAGAUGGGGCUCAUGUUCUAGUAACUGUGACUGUGGAGGAUGUAAAUGACAAUAAACCUAUGUUUGUGAACCUGCCCUAUCAUGCCCUGGUCCAGAUGGACGCAGAGGAAGGCCAGGUCAUCAGACAAGUCACAGCGGUGGACAAAGACAUGGGCCCGAACGCAGAUAUCCAUUAUCACCUUCAGGAACACCAGGAGCACUUUCAAAUUAGCCCCUCUGGUGAAAUCUCUCUCAAAAAGAAAUUUGAGAAGGACUCGCUGAACAAAGACUUUGUCAUCAUUGUUAUGGCAAAGGAUAAUGGAGAGGCAGCACUCUCAGCUGAAGUGGAAGUGCCAAUAACAGUGGUGAACAAAGCGAUGCCUGUGUUUGAGAAGCCUUUUUACAGCAUUGAAAUCCCUGAAAACAUUCAGUUACACACACCUGUGCUUCAUGUUCAGGCCAAUGAUUCUGAAGGACCUCGUAUUGUGUACACCAUCUCUGAAGGAGAUCCUUUCAAACAGUUCUCUAUUGAUUUCAACACAGGUGUCAUUCAUGUGAUUCAGCCUCUGGACUUUGAGACACAUCCGGCCUAUAAGUUAAAUGUAAGAGCUACAGAUUCUCUGACUGGAGCGCACUCAGAAGUGUUUGUCGAUAUCAUACUGGAAGAUGUGAAUGACAACGCGCCCGUGUUCCUGUCAAAGACCUACUACGCCAAUAUUUCAGAGGCGUCCGUCAUUGGUACAGCCGUUUUGCAAGUUGAUGCCAAAGAUUCUGAUACUGGUAAUAACCAAGAAGUAUUCUUCCAGUUGGUUGAGGAAAAGGGGAAACGUUCAGAUUAUUUCACCAUUGACCGCAACACGGGAAUAAUCUCUACAGCUCAAGUUCUUGAUCACGAGGAGAUCCAGCAGCACAAGUUGAGAAUCCGCGUCGUGGACGGAGGAGUCCCAGCCCUAUCGAGUGAUGUCUUUGUGACGAUAGACGUCACUGAUCUGAAUGACAACGCGCCGGUAUUUACAGAGCACACUUACAAAACUACUAUUAGCGAGCUGGCCCCACGUGGACACUUCAUCAUCCAGGUCCAGGCAUCGGACGCUGAUAGCUCAGACUCUGAUAACUUGGAGUUUUCAAUAAUAUCCGGCAAUGAGGAUCAGAACUUUUCCAUCAACAAACGCACAGGCGCAAUCGCCAUUUCCAACCACCGAAGGCCACACAUGCAGCCUUUUUACAACCUCAACGUGUCCGUAUCAGACGGCGUAUUCAGAAGCUCAGCCCUUGUCACUGUGACAGUUACUGGAGCCAAUCUCCACAACCCCACCUUUGCUCAGGUGGACUACGUGGUGGAGCUAGUUGAAAACUCACCUGCUGGUACAUUGGUAGCAGAGGCGAAGGCGACAGAUGACGACGAAGGCAUUUAUGGGCAGAUAACCUACCAGAUUGUCAAUGACUUUGCAAAAGACAAGUUCUCUGUCAGUGAAGAUGGGGAGAUUUUCACUCUGGAGAGCCUCGAUCGUGAGAAUACCAUCGAAAAGGUUAUUCCUAUUUCACUCAUAGCUAAAGACGGUGGUGGAAAAGUAGGCUUUUCUAUUGUCAAUGUCAUUCUCACAGAUGUCAAUGACAACGCCCCGCAAUUCAGGGCAGUUGAGUACAAAGCCACUAUUGCAUCAGACGCCUCAAGGGGAACCUCUGUGGUUAAAAUUGCUGCUUCAGACAUGGAUGAAGGCAGCAACGCUGACAUCGAGUAUUCAAUCGAGGCAGAUGUUGAAAACGUGGAGGAGAACUUUGAAAUCCACCCAACCUCUGGGGUCAUUAUUACCAAAGAGAGUCUCAUUGGACUUGAAAAUGAGCUCUACGCAUUCUUUGUGCGGGCGAAGGAUACUGGGAAUCCACCCAAACAUUCUGUCGUUCAGGUUUACAUCAGGAUUGUUGCACCAGAGACCCCACUUCCCAAAUUCGCCGAACCACAUUACCGCUACACAAUUGCCGAAGACCUUCCCAUUGGCACAGAGAUCGAUAUAAUUCAGGCUGAGAGCGAGCAGCCAGUCGUUUACAGCCUUGUGAAGGGAAACACUCCCGAGAGCAAUGAAGAUGAGGUUUUUGUCGUAGACAGAGACAGUGGAGCCUUGAAGCUGCAGAAGAGCCUCGACCAUGAGAUGACCAAAUGGUACCAACUCACUCUGCUGGCCCAAACCAAACAGGAGAGUUACGACAUAGUGGCGUCCGUCAACGUUAACAUCCAAGUGAAAGACCUGAACGACAACAAACCCGUCUUUGAGUCGGACCCUUAUGAGGCCGUCGUUGUGGAAAACCUUCAAAGCGGGGCCCAGUUGAUCCAAGUCCGAGCCACCGACCAAGACUCUGGAACCAACGGCCACAUUGUUUACAGUCUGGACCCCAAGCAGAACUCGCAGGAGAUCUCCGAGCUGUUUGCCGUCAACAGUGAAACCGGAUGGGUGACCACCUUAAAAGAGCUAGACCGCGAGAAGAUGGACAAAUACACGAUCGCCGUGAUCGCCACAGACCAAGGCGACAAGGUGCAACACGUUAACGGCACCAGAGUGGAGGUGACGGUCGCCGACGUGAACGACAACCCGCCCCGCUUCACUGCGGAGAUCUACAAAGGCACCGUGAGCGAAGACGACCCUCCUCCCAGCGGCGUGAUCGCCAUACUCAGCACCACGGAUGACGAUUCUGAGGACAUCAAUAAACAAGUCAACUUCUUCAUCACAGGAGGGGACCCGCUCGGCCAAUUUGCCAUCGAACACAUUCAGAAUGAAUGGAAGGUCUCAGUCAGGAAGCCCUUGGACCGUGAAGAGAAGGACAAUUAUCUCCUUAACAUUACUGCCAGUGACGGCAUCUUUACUGCCAAAGCUGUUGUAGAGGUCAAGGUGCUGGAUGCCAAUGACAACAGCCCCGUAUGUGAAAAGACCCUGUACAGUGAGAGCGUCCCAGAGGACUCUCCUGCUGGCAGGCUCGUCUUGCAGGUUUCUGCCAGAGAUGCCGACAUCCGCUCAAACGCCCAAAUCUCUUAUGAGCUUCAGGGAGUUGGAUCUGAAUUGUUCAUCAUCGACUCUGACACAGGGGAGUUGAAGACGUCCCAGCCGCUGGACCGAGAGGAGGAGGAGGAGCACAGGUUCAAAGUGCGGGCGGUGGACGGAGGAGGGCGCUACUGCGAGGCCGACGUCCACAUCGCCGUGGAGGACGUCAACGACAACCCGCCUCAGUUCUCAGCCGACCCCUACACCAUCACGGUGUUUGAGAACACGGAGAUAGGCACAUAUGUGGCUAAACUGCUGGCCAAUGAUGUGGAUGCUGGUCUGAACAGCGACAUCAUCUACUCGCUGGUCGACUCCGCUGAUGGGUUCUUCUCCAUCGACGACCACACUGGCGUGGUCAGCCUGGAGCGCCCUCUGGACCGCGAGGUGCAGCAGACGUACGAGCUGAAGGCCCGGGCCAGCGACCAGGGCUCCCCACGCCUCUCCUCGCUGUGCCAGGUGGUGAUCUCCGUCCUGGACAUCAACGACAACCCGCCGGUGUUUGAGCACCGCGAGUACACGGCGACCGUGUCUGAGGACGUGACGGUGGGGACGCAGGUGGUCAGAGUGCAGGCGGCGAGCCGGGACACGGAGGCUAACGGAGAGAUCUCCUACAGCAUCAUCAGCGGGAACGAGCACGGCUUGUUCAGUGUGGAGCCGCGGACUGGUGACAUCUUUGUGAUCGAGCCGUUGGACUACGAGGUCUCCCAUGAAUACUACAUCACCAUAGAGGCUACAGAUGGCGGCUCACCGCCGCUCAGCGACAUGGCCACCGUGAACAUCAACCUGACUGAUGUCAACGACAACAGACCCGUCUUCAGCCAGGACAUCUACACAGCCGUCGUCAGUGAGGACGCCGAGCUGGCAAAGAGAGUUCUGGUGGUGGUGGCGGAGGACAUCGACGGGCCGUCUUACGAUCACGUGCGCUACUCCAUCGUCGACGGCAACCAGGGCAGCCCGUUCACCAUCGACCCGCUCCGAGGAGAGCUGAGAGUGGCUCGCCAGCUGGACAGAGAGCGAACGUCAGGGUACACUCUGAUGGUGGUAGCCUCGGACAACGGGGCGCCCCCCCUCUCCAGCAGCUGCAUGAUCAACAUAGACAUCUCAGACGUCAACGACAACCCGCCGCUGUUCUCCCAGGCUAACUAUAGCCUCAUCAUCCAGGAGAAUCGACCAAAAGGCACAAGUGUUCUCCAGCUCGCCGUAACCGAUCGGGACGCUUCCCACAACGGCCCACCUUUCACCUUUGCCAUCGUGGACGGGAAUGAGGGCGAUGCUUUCCACAUCAAUCAGCAGGGAGCUCUAGUGGCCGUGGGGGCGCUGAAUAGGAAAAGUAAAGAACACUACCUACUUGAAGCGCAGGUGUUAGACAGCGGCAAGCCUCCGCUCUUCUCCACCGCCUUCAUCAGCGUGAGAAUCAUCGAGGAGAGCGUCUACCCUCCCGCCAUUCUCCCGCUGGACAUCUUCGUGACCACCGCCACUGAUGAAUACCCCGGCGGCGUCCUGGGAAAGAUCCACGCCACCGACCAGGACAUCUACGACACGCUCACCUACAGCCUCGCCCCCUCCUCCUCCUCCGCCUCGGACGAGGGCGGCGCCCUGUUUUCCGUCGCCGCCUCUGACGGUAAAGUCAUCGCCCUGCGGCCCCUGGACGUGGGCCACUACCCGCUCAACGUGACGGUGACCGACGGGCGCUUCACCACGGCGGCUGACGUCACCUUGCACGUCCGCCAGGCAACCCGCCAGGCCCUGGACAACUCUAUCGCGGUGCGUUUUGCAAAUAUCGCCCCUGAGGAGUUCAUCGGGGACUACUGGCGCAACUUCCAGCGGGCGCUGAGGAACAUCGCCGGCGUCCGGAGGAGCGAAGUGCAACUAGUGAGUCUGCAGCCGUCAGAGCAGGGAGACCUGGACGUGCUGCUGGCGCUGGAGAGGUCUGGGAGCCCGUACCAGUCUCAGGAGGUGGUCUUCCGUAAGCUGAACUCGUCUGCGGCUGUGAUCGAGGAGAUGACGGGGGUGCGGAUCGUCCGGGUGAUGCAGAAGCUUUGUGCAGGUCUGGACUGUCCGCUGAGCUUCUGCGAUGAGGUCAUCUCUUUGGACAAGACCGCCAUGUCCACUUACAGCACGGCUCGCCUCAGCUUCGUCACCCCGAGACACCUGAGGACCGCCACCUGCCAGUGUGAAGGCGGCAGGUGUCCCGUGUUGAACAACCUGUGUGAGAACAGCCCCUGUCCGGAGGGGAUGGAGUGUGUGGCAGAUCCUAGAGAAACCGUCUACAGUUGUGUGUGUCCAGAGGGCAAAAAGGGCAAAUGCUCUGACGGCCACUCGCUGACGUUCAGUGGCAGCGGCUACGUGAAAUACCUCCUGAUGGAGAACGAGAACAAGGAGCUGAUGAAACUGUCCCUGAGGCUCCGCACCUUCUCCAGCCAUGCAACCGUCAUGUACGCCAAAGGCACCGACUACAGCAUCCUCGAGAUCGUCAACGGGCGUCUGCAGUACAAGUUUGACUGCGGCAGCGGGCCGGGCCUGGUGUCGGUCCACAGCGCGCAGGUUAACGACGGCGAGUGGCACACGCUCACGCUGGAGGUGGACGGCAACUACGCUAAGCUGGUGCUGGACCGGGUGCACGCCGCCUCGGGCACGGCGCCGGGCACCCUGCGGACCCUCAACCUGGACAACAGCAUUUACUUCGGGGGUCACGUCCGCCAGCUGGCCUCGGCUCGCCACGGGCGCAGCCUGCCGGUCACCAACGGGCUCCGCGGCUGCAUGGAGGCCAUCAGCCUGAACGGCCAGGAGCUGCCUCUCAACACCAAGGCGCAUCGGGCGCACGCCGUGCUGGAGGACAUCGUGGACGUGACUCCGGGCUGCGCGCUCGCUCCUGCUGAGAGCUGCUCCAGCAACCCGUGCACCAACGGAGGCAGCUGCACCUCGCUGCCUAACGGAGGCUACUUCUGUAAGUGUCCUGCCUCGUUCAUGGGCACCCACUGUGAGAUCGGCAUCAGCCCUUGUGCCUCCAACCCCUGCCUGUACGGGGGCACCUGUGUCCCUCGGGCAGGUGACUUCUACUGCCAGUGCAGAGGACAGUACUCAGGGCAAAGGUGCCAGUUGGGGCCGUACUGCAGAGACAACCCCUGUAAAAACAGCGGGAAGUGUAUUGACAGUCUGGACGGUCCAGUGUGUGAGUGUGAAUCAGGUUUCCAGGGAGACAGGUGCCUGAGUGACGUUGACGAGUGCAUUAAGAACCCGUGUUCUAACGGCGGCCAGUGCCAGAACCUGUACGGCUCCUACAAGUGCAACUGCUCGCUGGGCUUCAGCGGACAGAUGUGCGAGCUCCGCGCCGAGGUCCGCAACGAAUUCGUCUCCACGUCCUGGAACAUCGGCCUGGAGGAGGUCAUCGGCAUCGUGGUCUUUGUGUCCAGCAUCUUCAUCCUGGUCCUCCUCUUCAUCAUCAUCCGCAAGAAGGCCUGUCGCAGAAAGUCGAAGAACGACGACGACAGCAAACACCUGGGCGGCUCCGGCAUGCCGCACUCCUUCCUCCAGAGGCCGUACUUUGACGCCAAACUCAACAAGAACAUCUACUCCGACAUCCCGCCGCAGGUCCCCGUCAGGCCCAUCUCGUACACUCCCAGCAUUCCCAGCGACUCCAGGAACAACCUGGACCGGAACUCGUUCGAGGGCUCGGCCAUCCCGGAGCACCCGGAGUUCAGCACCUUCAACCCGGACUCCGUGCACGGACACCGCAAGACCGUGGCGGUGUGCAGCGUAGCCCCCAACCUCCCCCCUCCCCCUCCCUCCAACUCCGUCUCAGACAGCGACUCGAUCCAGAAGCCAAACUGGGACUAUGAUUACGAUGCUAAAGUGGUGGACUUGGACCCGUGCCUGAAGAAGCCUGUGGAGGACAGCGCCUGUCACCCCUACAACACCAGGGGCAGCAUGUCUGAGGUCCAGUCCCUCAGCUCCUUCCAGUCUGAGUCCUGCGAUGAUAACGAGUCUUUUUUGGCUCAUGAUCUCAAGAACCCAAGAGGAUAUCACUGGGACACAUCUGAUUGGAUGCCAAGUGUUCAACUUCCUGGAAUCCAGGAGUUUCCUCAGUAUGAGGUUGUGGAGUCACCCGCCCCUCUGUACAGCGACCCGAACGCCAUCGACACCGACUACUAUCCCGGCGGCUUCGACAUUGAGAGCGACUUCCCUCCGCCGCCGGAGGACUUCCCCGCCAACGACGACCUGCCGCCUCCACCUCUGCCGGAGUACGCCGACCGCUGCGACACGCUGCGGCCCAGAGAUUUCGACCCGUCUGCGAGCGGUCCGGGCAGCCCGGCCGGGGUCCGCCAGCGCCCCGCCCUGCCUCAGCUCUACAGCCUUAACCAGUACCUGCCACAGCACUCCUACCCCAGCGACGGGGGGGACGCCGAGGGCCACGGUGCCACUUCCACCUCCAGCAGCACCACCCCGGCCUCCACCCUGGGCGCCGGUGGCGGCUACAGAGGGGGGUACCCUUUAGGCUGUAGUCGGGACUUUGACUCCUCGGCUCUGGACAACAUGUCCUUGUCUCUGUACACGUCCACAGCCUCCUGCUCGGACAUGUCGGCGUGCUGCGAGGAGUCCGAGGUGAUGAUAAGCGACUACGAGAGCGGCGACGAGGGCCACUUUGAGCGUCUGGCCAUCCCGGCCCUGGACUCCCAACAGCACACUGAAGUCUGACACUGGAUCCAAACAAAAGUGCCUGAACCCACAGCUACACCUUAUGUUAACCCCUCACACACCACCCACAGUAUGUGUACACACACACACACACACACACACACACAGACAUAAUACAUGGACACACACAUGAUGAAUUAAGUGUAAACACAGGGGUUGUUGAGACUGGUUGUGAAGGCCAAUCGGCUGAGAAGAUCUCAUGAAGCUAUUGGAGAGACUCUGUAGCAUCUCAACAUCUGCUCAGUCCAACUCCUGCCCCGACGAGUUGGCGGCGCCAUCGCUUUAAGUCAUCACACACAGGAAGUGGAUUGUCUGAAGGGUCAGCAUUUCAAUGUACAACAGGAAAAGCAUCAUGAGAAAAAAAAAGAAUAUUUCACGACAGUAUCUUCGUUUCUAUAAAUACAAACCAAGCAAAAUGUUUUUAUACCAGUCCUCAUUUUCAAUGUAAAUUUAAAUGUACAGUUUUGAUUUCAAAGUUUACUAGGUUUUGUAGAUAUUCUAUGCUUUUAUUUUCGACAAAAAAAGAGUUAAAUGGUGUGACAUUAUCAGCCUUACUGUGCUUACAUUCACGAGAAAAAAAAGGAAAAAAAAGAGAGAAGAAAAGAGCGUGGCUUUUCCGAAACACAGUGUACUCGUAAAGUUUAUCGUCUCCUGCUCAUUUCAAAAAGGGUCUUCAACGAACGACUGCAUAUUCUUGUUGUUUUUUUUAAUUUGUUUGUUUGUAAAUUUUGACUUUGGAACCUCUUUAUUUUUCCACCAAGAAAAUGGGACCCAAUAUAUUUAUAGUGCAGAGUUAUCCAUGGACACGUGACUUUUUCAGGUGUCUAUGUGUGUGUGAGCAAUGCUAUGGUCUUGUUAAGGUUUUUAUUGAAUACUGCCACAAGCUCACGCUUUCCUACUGGCAAUAAAUUAUUCCUAAAAAAUA
This is a messenger RNA of Centropristis striata (black sea bass), 15242 nucleotides long. It is a transcript of the gene fat1a, whose product is annotated as FAT atypical cadherin 1a. The record is from RefSeq and is a predicted model, not a curated record. The transcript has 30 exons. Gene Ontology annotation, molecular function: calcium ion binding. Gene Ontology annotation, cellular component: plasma membrane; cell-cell junction. Gene Ontology annotation, biological process: homophilic cell-cell adhesion. NCBI's taxonomy places the organism in Eukaryota, Metazoa, Chordata, Actinopteri, Perciformes, Serranidae. Bases 362 to 14317 code for a protein of 4651 amino acids.